This is a messenger RNA of Ilex paraguariensis (yerba mate), 354 nucleotides long. Lineage: Eukaryota; Viridiplantae; Streptophyta; Magnoliopsida; Aquifoliales; Aquifoliaceae. The record is from the annotation of a GenBank genome assembly.
CUCUCUCUCAUCCACACACACACAUUAAUGGUCAUGAAGAUGAGAAUGCCCUGUGCUGCAUUGUGUGUUGUGCUUGUUUUGUUCCUUGGGGGAGCUCAGGUGUCCAUGGCUGCAGUCACUUGCAACCCAAUUCAGCUGAGCCCAUGUGCAAGUGCAAUCACAUCCUCCACCACACCCACACCUAUAUGCUGCAGUAAGCUAAAGGAACAGAAGCCCUGUCUUUGCAAGUACUUGAAGGACCCAAACCUUCAAAAAUUUAUCAACUCCCCAAAUGCCAGGAAGGUGGCUACCACUUGUGGCACUCCAUUCCCUAACUAUAAUAUUGGAAUCAGUGUGGUAAUGGGUUUUUCCUAG